CUCUCUCAGGUUUACAUGUUCAAACAUGAUUCCACUCACGGACGCUUCAAGGGAACCGUCGCAGCUGAGCAUGGGAAGCUGGUCAUCAAUGGCAAACAUGUCACUGUUUUCCAGGAGCGCGACCCAGCCAACAUCAAGUGGGGCGACGCUGGGGCUCAGUAUGUGGUCGAGUCCACCGGGGUCUUCACCACGCUGGAGAAAGCUUCGGCUCAUCUGAAGGGAGGCGCCAAGCGAGUGAUCAUCUCCGCUCCCUCGGCCGACGCUCCCAUGUUUGUGGUGGGUGUCAACCACCACAAGUUCGAUAAGAGCAUGACCAUUGUCAGCAACGCCUCCUGUACCACCAACUGCCUCGCCCCUCUGGCCAAGGUCGUCCACGACAAGUUCGGGAUCGUCGAGGCUCUGAUGACCACCGUCCAUGCGUACACAGCCACCCAGAAGACAGUGGAUGGUCCCUCAGGGAAGCUGUGGAGAGAUGGCAGAGGAGCUCACCAGAACAUCAUUCCUGCCUCCACUGGCGCUGCCAAGGCCGUGGGCAAAGUCAUUCCCGAACUGAAUGGGAAGUUGACUGGGAUGGCGUUCCGGGUGCCAACUCCCAAUGUCUCUGUGGUUGACCUGACUUGCCGUCUGUCGAAGCCUGCCAAGUACGAUGACAUCAAAGCAGCCAUGAAGGCAGCUGCUGAAGGACCCAUGAAGGGAAUCCUGGGAUACACAGAGGACCAGGUCGUGUCGACUGACUUCAACGGAGACACUCACUCCUCCAUCUUCGACGCUGGCGCUGGGAUCGCUCUGAACGAACACUUCGUGAAGCUGGUCUCCUGGUAUGACAACGAGUUUGCCUACAGCACCAGGGUCAUUGACCUGGCUAUCCACAUCUCCACCAAGGAGUGAAGACUACAGACCAGCCUCGGGAUACCUGCUGCAUCUUAACACUGGCCACCACCCCUCCCUCUCCGCCCCCCCCUCCCUCUCCCUCCCUCCCCGAAAUCCUCGUCCACAGCACUCAGCUGGCCAUAACCUUCAUGGCCACCGCCUGAACCCCUUCCCUCCCACCCAACCACCCCCUGACCCUCCCUGGAAAGCACAGUUCUGUCUUGUUUAGAGGAGGUGAGGAGACCCCUCAUUAAAUAAAACAAACACGAUGUUUGAAUCUUC
This is a messenger RNA of Carcharodon carcharias (great white shark), 1152 nucleotides long. RefSeq names its product glyceraldehyde-3-phosphate dehydrogenase. The coding region runs from base 16 to 888 and encodes 290 amino acids. Gene Ontology annotation, biological process: glucose metabolic process. The record is from RefSeq and is a predicted model, not a curated record. The transcript is spliced from 9 exons. NCBI's taxonomy places the organism in Eukaryota, Metazoa, Chordata, Chondrichthyes, Lamniformes, Lamnidae. Gene Ontology annotation, molecular function: NAD binding; oxidoreductase activity, acting on the aldehyde or oxo group of donors, NAD or NADP as acceptor; NADP binding.